ACAUAAGUCAUAAGUGUCAGUGAAUUUUUGUUUUUGUUUGUUUUUUUUUUCGCUUCUUGCAACUGCAAAACUGCAAAGCAAAUUCUUUCAUUUAUAAUCAACAUACUAAUACUAAAACAAAAUGGAAUUUGAACAUUUACCUGAAAUAAACUACGAACUGGACCUAUACCUAUAUGAAGAUAAACCAGAGACAGUCAAUAUUGCUGAUUUGUUUAAAAAUGAAUGUGAAAAAAAUGUGUGUUUUGAAGUCAUCCCUGCAAAUAAAGCAGAUUAUCGUGUAGCGUUUGCUGAUAAUUUGGAAAUUGAUUGCGGCUUACAAGUUGCAGAAGGAACUGAAACAGAUAUUCCUUCUUCGGUUGUUCAGAAAGAUGAUAUAGACAGUGAUAUGCUGCAACACCCAGCUGCAGCUUUUGAGUGUGAUAUUUGUUUAAAAAAAAUCAGCCAAAAUUCCCAAUGUCUUGUACAUAGACAAACACAUACAAAAGAGGAACCCUUCAGAUAUGAUGUUUGCUUUAAGGACUUUAACGGAGAAUCUACGUUAAAAAGACAUAUGAAAUUGCACAGUGGCUCCAGUAUUGUAACAGAAAGUAACCAAUCUACCCAAAAAGAAGACCUCCAUGGUGAAGAUAAGACUUUACAACCUAUAACGUCUAAAAACAGUUCAAAUAUAUCCACAGAUAAUGAUGAAUUAACACAUAGUACCCUUUUCAAUAUUGAAGAAAACCAUAUGCAACAAACCAAAUUUGAUAAUCAUCUUAAAGAAAAACCUAACCGACGUGCAUUUGUGCAUAAUAAAGAAAAAGACAAACCAUUUCAAUGCAGAAUUUGCUAUAAGCAUUUCUCAAUAAUAACCAAUCUAACACGUCAUAUAUUUAGGCACGCAGAUUUAGCUAGAUUUAAGAACCGCAUACAAAAACGCACUGGAGAACAACAAUUAAGGUGUCAUAUAUGCUUUGUACAAUUCACAUUUAAAGAUAGCCUAAGAAAUCAUUUACUUAGGCACGUCGGAGAAAAACCUUUUGAGUGUGAUAUUUGUUGUAAACUGUUUUUUCAAAAUAAUAAUUGUAUUGUACAUAGGCGCACACAUAUAAACGGGAAACCUUUCGAAGAGAAAGCACUUGAUAGUUGUUAUUCCAAUAUGCCUACAGAAAUUGAUCAGUCAAUGGAAAAUAUGCCUUUAAAUGUCGAAGAAAAAUCUUUCCAACAUAUUGCAUUAGAUCAUUUUUCUAAUGUUCCAAAAGUAGAAUAUUUUCAAAGCAAUUUUUAUCUCAAACAAUUCCCACUACAACGAAAUUUAGAUCGUCAUACACUGACGCACUUAGGAAUAAAACCCUUUAAAUGCAUUAUAUGUUUAAAGACAUUUUCUUCACAAAACACAUUGACAGACCAUGAGCGCAUACAUUCUGGAGAAAAACCCUAUAAAUGUGAAUUGUGUGAAAAGGAAAUUAGAUCGAAGUAUAUCUUCAAGAAACAUAUGAGAUUGCACACCGGGGAAAACCUUAUAAAGUGUGAUUAUUGUCCCAAACAGUUUACAGCUAAGACUCAAUUUGAGGCACACGUAGUAAGCCACACUGGAGAAAGACCUUUUCAGUGUGUUGUUUGUUUCAAGAACUUCACAACCAAAGCAAGCCUGGCUAGACAUAUGCAUACCCACACUGGAGGUAACCGUCCCUUUAAAUGCAUUAUAUGUUUAAAAAUAUUUUCUACAAAAAACUCACUAACAGACCAUGAGCGCAUACAUUCUGGAGAAAAACCCUAUAAAUGUGAAUUGUGCCAAAGGGAAUUUAGAUCAAAGAAUCCCUUCAACAAACAUAUGAGACUCCACACAGGCGAAAAACUUAUAAAGUGUGAUUAUUGUCCCAGCCAGUUUACAGAUAACACUAGUUUGCAGUUGCACAUAGUAAGCCACACUGGAGAAAGACCAUUUCAGUGUAUUAUUUGUUUCAAAAAGUUUUCAAGAAAAGACAGCCUGAACAAACAUAAUAUGCGUUCCCACACUGGAGAAAAUCCUCAAUUUAAAUGCAUUAUAUGUUUAAAGACAUUUUCUUCUCAAAUCGCCCUAACAGAACAUGAGCGCAUACAUUCUGGAGAAAAACCCUAUAAAUGUGAAUUGUGUGAAAAGGAAAUUAGAUCGAAGUAUAUCUUCAAGAAACAUAUGAGAUUGCACACCGGGGAAAAUCUUAUAAAGUGUGAUUAUUGUCCCAAACAGUUUACAGCUAAGACUCAAUUUGAGGCACACGUAGUAAGCCACACUGGAGAAAGACCUUGUCAGUGUGUUGUUUGUUUCAAGAACUUCACAACCAAAGCAAGCCUGGCUAAACAUAUGCAUACCCACACUGGAGGUAACCGUCCCUUUAAAUGCAUUAAAUGUUUAAAAAUAUUUUCUACAAAAAACUCACUAACAGACCAUGAGCGCAUACAUUCUGGAGAAAAACCCUAUAAAUGUGAAUUGUGCCAAAGGGAAUUUAGAUCAAAGAAUCCCUUCAACAAACAUAUGAGACUCCACACAGGCAAAAAACUUAUAAAGUGUGAUUAUUGUCCCAGGCAGUUUACAGGUAACAGUGAAUUUCAGAAACAUGUAGUGAGUCACACUGGAGAAAGACCAUUUCAUUGUAUUAUUUGUUUUAAGGAAUACUCAAACAAAGGAAACCUGAACAAACAUAUACGUUCCCAUACUGGAGAAAAACUUAAUGAGUGUAAUAUUUGUCAUAAAACGUUUACUGAAAGAUGCAAGUUAAAGAAGCACAUGAUGACAAUACACCCAGGAGUAAAGUUUUUUGAAUGUGAUAUUUGUCGUGAACAAUUCAGUACAAAUAAUCUAUGUGUUGAGCACAUGCGUACACAUGGAGUAGAAAAAUCAUAGUAGGGUAGACCGGGGACAAUUAAAACAGCCGCCAUAUUGGUGGUAUUCCACUAUUGAAACCGCGCGCGCUUAUACCAAACGCAGCGCCACUAGAAGCCCGGCAUCGCCAUUGAUUAUCGUUUGCAUUACAUGUGUGCAUCCUCAUUAACGUGAUUUACCGUUAUGGAAGUAAACUUCUGCACCGCACAACAAAAGGUCACACAACAUAUCGGAACGAUGCCACGAGUAAGAGUGAGAAAACCGGAAAGGGGAAACAGAAUAGUAUAUUAUGCAACGAGCAUUUAAUGAUGGUCAUUAUGAUGCAAAUAUGACGGACACGAAACGAGUCGCGUAGCGGUGAGUUUCGUAUAGAAUACGAGCUUCAUAAUGAUAAUUAAAUGCAAAUUGUAUACAUGAUUUUUUCUAUGGUCAUUCACAGCAAAAAAAAUAUAUUCAAAUCAAAUUUAUUAAUUUUGUAACGCAAAAUUAAGUAGUUUAUAUGGUCAAAUUAAUUACUCUGUUGAUACAUUUAUAUUUUCAAUAUUACAAUUAUUAAAAUGAAUUUCAGGAUAAAUUUUCAAUAUCCCUAUCGGCUUGAGACAUUUCCUUAAGAGCCUACAGUAGCGCGUCAUCAAUAUAACUUCAGGAGAUAGUAUCAAACCCUUUUUAGAAAGUUCUGCGAAACUUUGGCAACAGUGGCAAUAUAUUUUAGGUUUGUUCCAACAAACCGUCAUGAAACGAUCACGAAACUGCACAGUAGACAAAAUAACCCAUGGAACGUCUUAUUUUACUAUCUGUGCGCAGUUUCGUGAUCGUUUCAUGACGGUUUUCGUUGUGUUGGAACAAACCUUUUGACAAUAUACUUAUAGGCGCGCUAAAUGAAAGUAAUAGAAAACAAUUUUAAUAUUAGUAAAUAUUUAUAUAAAUAAACCAAAAUGGGUGAAAAUUUUAUAUUAGCAUAUACAUUUGCAUGAAAUAAUAAUAAAACAAUAAUAAAUAAUCAUUUCGUUGUGAAGCCAAACAAGAACCGUUUUAUUUUAUUUAGUUCAUAGAGCGCCAAAAGCACUCUAACUAGUUUCAACCCCUUUUUCUAAAAUAGAACUUUAAAUGAACUUUCCCAUUUUUUUAAACU
Molecule: messenger RNA, 3974 nt
Organism: Diabrotica virgifera virgifera (western corn rootworm)
Lineage: Eukaryota; Metazoa; Arthropoda; Insecta; Coleoptera; Chrysomelidae
Product: zinc finger protein 665-like
Exons: 3
Coding region: 122-2863 (913 amino acids)
Source: RefSeq, a predicted model, not a curated record